Oldenlandia corymbosa var. corymbosa is the source of this 1599-nucleotide messenger RNA. NCBI's taxonomy places the organism in Eukaryota, Viridiplantae, Streptophyta, Magnoliopsida, Gentianales, Rubiaceae. The record is from the annotation of a GenBank genome assembly.
AUGUCGUCGAGCAAUGCUGGGUCUCGAUUGUUUGGUGACGAAGAUCCUUUUGCCAUUGUGAAUUCAGAUGAGGACGUUACUGUUACUGCCGCCCCUCAGAAGAAAAACAAGAAAAAGAUCGUGAAGGUGGGUGAUAGGGCAAAAUCCAAGAAGGCCAUGACGGAUGUGCCCCCGAAGGAAACUGCCCAACCAAGCGUCGAGACGGUGCCCGUUGCCACUGAGUUCGUGCAGAAAACUGUACCGAAGACAGGGCCAAGUAUAGUUCCUCCUGGGGUAGGGAAAGGAAAGGGCCCUCUCGAGGGAGAGGCCGUAGUCUUGCCUCCCCAACUGUUUGAGGGAGGUCCGACUGUGGCAGUUCAUACCUUCAGCAACCCCCCUUCAAUCGAGUGUCCUAUUCUCGAGGAAUUCGCUGCCCAACUGAAUGAAGCUGACAGCUUGCGGCUGAUGAGUGCAGCCUCGAUGGCCUACUUAGUGCAGCUGAGGAAACUUCGAGAGGACUUGGUAGCAGCAAGGGCAGAAAGGGACGAGGCGUUGUUCGAGGUGGUUACCCUCGAAGAGAAGGUUCGCCAAGUUCAGGCCAAGGAAGCAGAGAUUGUUGAGGUGCAGGCCAAAUAUGACGAGCUCGACGAGAAGAUGAAGUCAUUUGCCAGCCUGCAUAUCUCCAACGAGGAGCUCCACCAAUGGUGUACCGCCUUUAUGUAUAGAAUGAUGUCCACGGGCGGAAUGGUGGCAGCUCUCGAGGAGGACCCAAAGAAAACCAUGCACGAGGCCAUGGUGAAGGUUUUGACGAGGUUGAGCCUUGAGCAGCUCCCUCUGUGGGGAGCUUUGACCGGUGCCAUUCCCAAGAUGAGUUCACUUGCGGAGAUUGCCUCGUUUCCAAGCGACGUCCCUGCUGUCCUGGCCAAGGGUCCAAGUGAGGAAGACCCCAUCCCCAAGGUUCUUGACGAGUAUAUGGGCAUCGAGCUCGAGGAUGCUGAUGAGGAAGCCGAGGAGGAUGUUGCUGAUACCGGUCACUCCGGAGUUCAGAGAACCGCUGAGGAUGCCUCUCAGGCCCCUUCCAAGGACCCUUCCAAUGAUCCUUCCAAUGAUCCUCACCCAGGCAGUGAUGCUGAAAGUUGGAGCGUUCACCGCGUUCACCACAUGGUGUUAUCAGGGGAGCAAUCGAGGGAGUUCCCAUUAUAUUCCAUGAUAAGCGGGAUUCUGAGAAGUCGUGCUGACGUGCACAACCUCGAGACAGUGGCGCAUUUGGAGAAUGACAUGCUCGAUGCCAUGAGGACGCACAACGUGAAGGUUAACCAGCAUCUAAUAAACGAGAUCAAAGGACUUCGUGAGGAGAUGCAGCGUCGAGAGGUUCAAAGCCUGAGAGACCAUAGUGAUUCUUUGACUUUCGAGGCCGAGAUUCAUGAUGAGCUGGUAACCAUGGAGAAGGAAAAUGCUCGGCUUAGGGCAAGACAGCAGAUUACUGUGUCUCCCUGGUUUCUCGAGAAGCACCAGGUUUUAGCUCGAGUCCAGCACAUGAUUAUGGUCAGGACUUGCCAGUUCGCUGCCAUGGAUAUAUUGAAAGAGAGGUCUCUUGAAAUGGAGCUUCUUACAAAUUAG